Messenger RNA from Haliotis rubra (blacklip abalone), 660 nucleotides. RefSeq names its product fucolectin-5-like. Lineage: Eukaryota; Metazoa; Mollusca; Gastropoda; Lepetellida; Haliotidae. The record is from RefSeq and is a predicted model, not a curated record. Bases 1 to 660 code for a protein of 219 amino acids. The transcript has 4 exons.
AUGCACUGGAUGGAUCCACGCAGAGCUCUCGAUCGAUCGCGAGACGCACCCAAUACCUCCAAGGAGACAAAUGAAUCAUUCAGACAGACCACGCAAGUUGAGCAACGUUUAACACUGCUGGCGGAACCUACUGAGAUGACGAGCUUGGCGUUACUGUUUGUUGUACCUCUUCUGUGCCCUUUUUCAGAUUCCGCAGAAACAAAUCUGGCACUAAACAAGCCUGCUUUUCAAAGUUCUGAGUAUGGGGACCCAGCUGUGACGGGCGCUGAAAACGCCGUGGACGGUAACACAAACGCCACCUCGUGUACAGCCACCGCCACAAAUGACACUAACACCUGGUGGUUUGUGGACCUGCGGGCAGCGUAUGAAGUCACCCAGGUGAUACUCUGGAAUAGAGCUAAUUAUCCGGAACGUCUGAGGAACCUUGUUGUGGAGGUAACAAGCUUCAACCCCGUAACGUACCCGGCCGCAUACAGAAAACUCUGCAGUAGAUUUCCAGGAAUUGCCGGAACCCAAGAGAACCUGACUUGUGACUCCCCUCUGAUUGGCCGAUUUGUAAGAAUCAGUAAGAUUCACGUGCACGGGACUAGCGAGUACCUAGCCCUCUGUGAAGUGGAUGUAAGAGGGAAUCCGUUACAAACAGUUGAUUCCAAACACUAA